Bubalus bubalis (water buffalo) is the source of this 2666-nucleotide messenger RNA. Its product is annotated as adenylate kinase 2, mitochondrial-like. Bases 961 to 1668 code for a protein of 235 amino acids. The record is from RefSeq and is a predicted model, not a curated record. The transcript has a single exon. Gene Ontology annotation, molecular function: ATP binding; AMP kinase activity. Gene Ontology annotation, biological process: ADP biosynthetic process. Gene Ontology annotation, cellular component: mitochondrion; cytoplasm. NCBI's taxonomy places the organism in Eukaryota, Metazoa, Chordata, Mammalia, Artiodactyla, Bovidae.
UGUUUGGUUUUAAGCCAGCUUUUCCCCUUCCCUCCUUCAUCCUCAUCUUAAGAGACUCUUUAGUUUCUCUUUGCUUUCUCCCAUUAGAAUGGUAUCAUCCAUGUAUGUGAGGUGGUUGAUCUUUUGAUCUUUCUCCCACUUAAUCUUUUUUUUUCUUUAAUGCAUUUUAUUUUUCAUUUAUUUAAUUUAUAAUUGAAGGAUAAUUGCUUGAUAGAAUUUUGUUGUUUUCUGCCAGAUAUCAACAUGAAUCCCACUUACCUUGAUUCCAGCUUGUAACUCAUCCAGCCUGGCAUUUCUCAUGAUGUGUUCAACAUAUAGAUUGAACAAACAGGGUGACAGCUGAGAGCCCUGUCGUACUGCUUUCUCAGUCUUGAACCAAUUAGUUGUUCCAUGCAGGAUUCUAACUGUUACUUCUUGAUCCACAUACAGGUUUCUACCAUACAGAAUUACCAUACUUUAAAUGUACUAUGCUUAAAAAAAGAUUACUCUUAUAGAAAGUAACUCAGAAAAUCUCAGACAUUUCCAAAUCCUGUACCAUGAAUUAUUCUUAGUUCAACAUUAAAUUAAAAUUCAAAGACAAUUGUAAAGUAUUUCAGAGAAGAUUAUAUCAUUAGAUUGUGUAGUCAACAUGUACUUUUUCAAAUCGUUAAGACUGCCUUGUUUAAUUGCUUAACGGGGACUGUGUAUCACAGCUCCUAAAAUGAAGCCGACUCACAAUGUCUGCUUCAAAGUUAUAAACAAAUAUAGGAGAAAGUUUCAUGAAUAUUUGAAGACCAGAAGUUAGCUUAUCAACAAGUGAAGUGAUGGCAUUCAUAAUGCAAGCAAAUAAGGAAACUUUAUAGCUGAGGUGUCAGAUUGGCUUUGUCUCAAGAAAGACCACAGUUCAAGACGAUUGAUAUUAUUUAUGUUGCAAUUGUUUGUGCAUUUAGAAAUCAAUAAGAGUGCGAGGUUUUGGCGGCCAUGGCUCCCAACGUGCCUGCAGCCGAACCGGUCCCGGAGUCUCCUAAAGGCAUCCAGGCUGUGCUCUUAGGGCCACCCGGAGCUGGCAAGGGUACCCAGGCACCCAAAUUGGCUGAAAACUUCUGUGUCUGCCAUUUGGCUACCGGAGACAUGCUGAGGGCCAUGGUGGCUUCCAGCUCAGAGCUGGGAAAGAAGCUGAAGGCGACUAUGGAUGCCGGGAAGCUGGUGAGUGAUGAAAUGGUUGUGGAGCUCAUUGAAAAGAAUUCGGAGACCCCUCCAUGCAAAAAUAGUUUUCUUCUAGAUGGCUUCCCUCGGACUGUGAGGCAGGCAGAAAUGCUUGAUGACCUCAUGGUGAAGAGGAAAGAGAAGCUUGAUUAUGUGAUUGAAUUCAGCAUCCCAGACUCUCUGCUCAUCCGGAGAAUCACAGGAAGACUGAUUCACCCCCAUAGUGGCCGCUACUACCACGAUGAGUUCAACCCCCCAAAGGAACCAAUGAAAGAUGGUAUCACUGGGGAACCCUUGAUCCACCAAUCAGACGAUAAUGAGAAGGCCUUGAAAAUCCGCCUGGAGGCCUACCACACUCAAACCACCCCGCUGGUGGAGUACUACAGUAAACGGGGGAUCCACUCCGCCAUCAGUGUGUCCCAGACCCCUGACGUCGUGUUUGCAAGCAUCCUAGCAGCAUUCUCCAAAGCCACAUCCCAGUAAGAAGGCCAGGCGAGACUGCACCACUGCUCAUCACCCCAUGCAUGAUCCCUGCUCUUAGGUGCUGGGCACAGGGAGGGGCGGUCAGGGUAAGGAUGGGGGCAGAGGAGCCGUGAGGGCCCAAGACGGGGAGAGGAGCUGUGUUGCCGUGAAGCAGUUUCUUUUACGUGGAGUAGAACUCUUAAAAAUAUAAGCAAAGAGGGAUGGUGUGGGGAGGGAGGAGGGAGGAGGGUUCAGGAUGGGGAGCACAUGUAUACCUGUGGUGGAUUCGUUUUGAUGUUUGGCAAAACUAAUACAGUGUUUGAGGUUUAAAAAUAAAAAUUAAAAAAAUAUAUAAGCAAAGAGGAAAAUGAAGUUUUUAAAACGAUUGGAGGGUAUAAAUAGAAACAAGGAGAUGUAAUAUUAUUUCUAAGGAAUCAUGUUUUCAUUUACUUUGGUCUGGUGACAACUGGACAGGUCUCAGUGCCCUGAGACCUCAGCUUUUUAUCAGAACCUCAUGCCAGCCCAGGAAUGCAGGAAAUCACACUGUUGUCCCAUAGCUUGGAACAGGACAGGAGUUGAUUACUAAUCCUGGUUACCCAUACCAUGAAAUCAGAACAUCAUCUCCCCACGUGAAAGAGACAUGGAGUGUGUUCCUGGGGGCGGCGUCUCAACAAAUCCAGCUUACUGGAGUCAUGGGGCAGGCUGGUGUCCCUCCCUUCCAUACUCAACACUGAUUUAUCAGCCCACCUGCCCUCACGGAUGAGCCCUUGGCAGCCACCCAGCAUACGCCACAGUCCUGCGCUCUUGCCUUCCUCCAUACACAUCGUGUGAAAGGAUUCUUUUUAAUGAAUGAGCAAGUGUCCUAAGCAGCAUUAUCCAAAGACUUUCCUUUCCAUCCUCAAAUCCUAUGACUGGGAUCAUUCUACAACACUGUGAUGUAUUAUUUUCAAUGAGGUGCCUUUCUUAACUGUCCAAAUGCUGCCUUGUUCGGCCCCUAAAUAAAGUGUGUUAAAAGUUUG